AUGGCAUCACAAAAUAUUAAGUACAUUGUCACUGAGAAGGGCGCCCCCCUGAAAGAGAAAGUCACACCAAUACCAACUGACAUCGGUCCUAAUGAGGUAUUAAUUCGCCUCAAAGCAAUUGCAGUUAAUCCCGCGGAUGUCAAAAUGGCAUACCAGGGUCAUAGAGUGACCUCAUGGCCGCUUGUGCCGGGUUUCGAUGGCUCUGGUAUCGUCGACGCGGUUGGAGAUCAAGUUAGGAACUUCUCUAUAAGAGACGAAGUGUUGGCCAAUUUCAUACCCGGAGAUCGUGCCGCAUCAUUUCAGAACUUCGCAGUGGUUCAAGAGGAAUCAGUGGCUAAGAAGCCGAUUACGUGGUCGUUUGAGGAGGCAGCGACUUUAGGCGUCUGCUACUACACGGCCUUAGCAGGGCUUGGAAUUGGCUUAAAGACUCCAUUGCCGUUCCUUAAGGAUGGUCCAGCCACCGGGUUUGUUCCCUCCUCGGCUCUAGUUCUUGGGGGUAGCUCUGCUCUUGGCGCCGCCACAAUCCAGCUGCUCCGUCUUGCGCUGCCGGAUUGCACUGUGCUGACGACAAGUUCGCCAAAACAUCACAGCCGUCUUACCAAUACUCUCGGCGCCCAUAGAGCCUUUGAUCGAACUUCAACGACAUUGGUUGCUGAUGUGAAAGAGGCCAGCCCGGCGUCUCGCGGUGUUGACGCCAUUAUCGACACUGUUGGCGCUGGAGCCACUGAGAAACACGUUUUUGAGACAUUUGACCCCCAAGGCCCUAAGAAAUAUGCACAGGUUUGGACCGGUGACGACGAAAUCAAGGUUCCUAGUGGCGUGGACAGCGUAUUAUUCAGGAGCCGAGACCUAUCCCAGAUACAGGGGGUUGAAAAUAUGAUGGGAUCCCUGCAAAAUUUACUGGAAGAAGGGAAGUACAAACUGCCACUCCCGGUCCAUAUAGUGGGUGGCGGGCUUGGUGCACUGCAAAUGGGUUUGGAGAAGAUGCUCAAGGGCGUAAGCGGAGAGAAAUUGGUACUUGUGGUAUAG
Hypoxylon trugodes is the source of this 1029-nucleotide messenger RNA. RefSeq names its product putative alcohol dehydrogenase. Gene Ontology annotation, molecular function: oxidoreductase activity, acting on NAD(P)H. The transcript has 2 exons. NCBI's taxonomy places the organism in Eukaryota, Fungi, Ascomycota, Sordariomycetes, Xylariales, Hypoxylaceae. The coding region runs from base 1 to 1029 and encodes 342 amino acids. The record is from RefSeq and is a predicted model, not a curated record.